Styela clava is the source of this 1122-nucleotide messenger RNA. RefSeq lists its product as uncharacterized. The record is from RefSeq and is a predicted model, not a curated record. Lineage: Eukaryota; Metazoa; Chordata; Ascidiacea; Stolidobranchia; Styelidae.
UUUUACUGCUGGAAAACCAGUAGCGGUGGCUGCCAUCAUAAGCAUUAGCCCCAAUCGGCUGUAUUGAGUGUAAGGAUCGGCAAAGCAGAAUUAACAAUGGCAGAAUCGAAUACACCCGGAAAUAAUGUAUUCAACCUUGGGGAUCUGAAAACAAAAGAAUUGAUUGCUGGCAGUGGGAACCAUAUUACGCUCAAAAACACUGAGCAAAAACCAGCUCUUCCGAAAGUGGAUCUCUCACAAGUAAAACCUUCAAAGUCAAGCCACACCUUCAAUACAAAUAAUGUAGAAGCUGAUAAAAUAAUACUGGGAGCUGGAAACACAGUUGAAGUUGAGUUCAAAUCUUCCAAAACAGUUGGAAAUGAAGGUCAACAACAAAGGCAACGAGACUGGGAGAACGACCUCCAAGAAUAGAAGAUGGUCGAGCAUGUGUGGAGUCAUGUGUACAUAAUCGGAUAAACUAUUCCAUCGAAAACUUCUUACUGAUUUAUUGAACACGGAGUAAACCUACGGAUCGUUUUUUUUAAUAUGUUGUUGUUGUUCUUGGAAUUUUCCCCCAAUCGCCUUUCUUUUUGAUUACUGGGCCAAUUGCUUUGAAAUUUUCAGUGGUGAAAGAUUGUAUUUUCUCGCUUUAUUCAUUUCCAAUAUUUCUGUGAGCUCUAUGGGAUUUGUUUUGUGUGUUAUGACGUGACUCGGGUCACCUGGUAUUUCAAUUCACGUUGAAACCGAAUCACGAAGAAUAGAUCAUCGUCACAGGACAUGGGAAAAAUACUGUGACGGUCCCUGUACGGUUACCCUGAUUCAGGUACUGGUGAUUUACCGCAUAUAUAUGUUUUUCGGGGAAUUGAUGAUAAAAUAUUUCGUUUUGCCCUCCGUGUCCACAUAUUGGAGCAUAGCUCUCUUGUUGUUACUAAAUGAUAAAUAAAAGUUCUCAUGCUAUUGUGAUUUAUAUAUUCUUAAGACUAAAGACCAAAUUUUUAUUAUUGAUAAGCUGAAUUUCAGUGAAAUUGCCAAUCGUUAAUUAAAUUAAUUUGUACAUUUUUUACAGUGCAAAAGUUAAAUAAUUACUUCUUUUGGAUACGAAUUACGACAAAUUUUUUUCAUGAAAUUUAUUCAAAAAUUAAU